AUGGGUCUACUGAGUUCUAAAAGCUCCAAAGUCCAGCAAGCUCAGAUUCUUCUCCUGGGACUUGAUGCGGCAGGGAAGUCAACGAUCCUUUAUAAAUUAAAGCUUGCUCCAAACAUUACAACCAUCCCAACAGUGGGUUUCAACGUGGAGAUGAUCGAGUUGGAUAGGAGCCUUACACUCACUAUCUGGGAUGUUGGUGGACAGGAAACCAUGAGAACCGUUUGGGAUUAUUACUGUGAGAACAUCGAUGGGCUGGUGUACGUCGUAGAUAGCACGGACAAAGAGCGACUGGACGACUCCAGGAGAGAGUUUCAGCACAUUUUGAAGAAUGAACACAUUAAAAGCGUUCCUGUUGUCCUGUUAGCCAACAAACAAGACAUGUCCGGAGCUCUGACUGCUGAGGACAUUACCAGAAUAUUCAAAGUGAAGAAACUUUGUAGUGACCGGAACUGGUAUGUACAGCCCUGCUGUGCCACCACCGGGGAAGGGCUAGCAGAGGGCUUCUGGAAAUUAACUGCAUUUGUGAAAAGCCGUCUGAAAUCAAGAGGAAACACUUCAGCAUUUUUUAAGCAGAACUGA
Chrysochloris asiatica (Cape golden mole) is the source of this 579-nucleotide messenger RNA. RefSeq names its product ADP-ribosylation factor-like 14 (gene ARL14). Gene Ontology annotation, molecular function: GTPase activity; GTP binding. The transcript has a single exon. Gene Ontology annotation, biological process: vesicle-mediated transport; intracellular protein transport. Lineage: Eukaryota; Metazoa; Chordata; Mammalia; Afrosoricida; Chrysochloridae. The record is from RefSeq and is a predicted model, not a curated record. Gene Ontology annotation, cellular component: cytoplasm. Bases 1 to 579 code for a protein of 192 amino acids.